UUUUUGACCUCCAGAUUACAUUGCAUAUCACACCCCCCCUCUCACCAUGACGAACAUUCGCCAAGCUAAGAAGCUUCGAUCCGGGCUCUCGAAAAACAGGCCUAAGAAGAACGGUGUCCUCAAGAGUGGCAAGAAGAAGAUCAACGUCUUGGGAAAUGCUAUCAUCGCCGAAAACUGGGAUCGCAAACUGACUCUCACGCAAAACUACCGUCGUCUCGGUCUUGCUCACCGUCUAAACGCCCCCGCCGGUGGUGGUGAGAAGCGCCCCAACAAGGAGGGCGGUAUCGAUGUCGCCCCCGAGGAUUCCCUGCACAUCAAGGGCAGCGCGCAAGCGUCAUCGAAGCAGCUGGGUCUGGGAGAAGUCAAGGUGGAGCGCGACCCGGAAACCGGCAACAUUAUUCGAGUGAUCAGCAAGAAACGCGACAACCCGCUCAACGACCCCUUGAACGACCUAUCCGACAACGAGCAGGAAGCCUACGGCUCCAAGACCGACAUUGUCAGGCAACUUGAGCGACAAGCGGCGCAGGAAGGACAGGACGUGAAGACCAAGAAGCCGCGCCACCAGAGCUCGCGCGAAUCGGAAUGGAUCCAACGGCUCGUGGAUCGACACGGCGACGACGUUACUGCGAUGUUCCGCGACAGGAAGCUGAACCCCAUGCAACAGAGCGAGGGUGAUAUUAGGCGACGGAUUCGCAAGUGGAAGAAGAGCCAGGAGUAAUGGGUGAUACCGACAUGCAUUGUGCAAGGGCGAAUUGGCGUUAUAUAUGGUUCAUUUUGUUGCUAAAAGUCUUGUAUCUAUUCCCUUCCACUGACUGUCUGGGCCUUUUGGCUGGAUGGAUUAGAGAUUUAUAUCUGACGCGCAAUCCAAUGGUAAUGUGCACAUAACUGUGAAUGCUAGCGGGAGUUUCGACCAAUUCAUCUUACC
This is a messenger RNA of Aspergillus steynii IBT 23096, 925 nucleotides long. RefSeq names its product nucleolar protein 16. Gene Ontology annotation, biological process: ribosomal large subunit biogenesis. Bases 47 to 718 code for a protein of 223 amino acids. The record is from RefSeq and is a predicted model, not a curated record. NCBI's taxonomy places the organism in Eukaryota, Fungi, Ascomycota, Eurotiomycetes, Eurotiales, Aspergillaceae. Gene Ontology annotation, cellular component: nucleolus. The transcript has 2 exons.